Messenger RNA from Haliotis rufescens (red abalone), 3076 nucleotides. Its product is annotated as mitochondrial import inner membrane translocase subunit Tim23-like. The transcript is spliced from 7 exons. Gene Ontology annotation, cellular component: TIM23 mitochondrial import inner membrane translocase complex; mitochondrial inner membrane. Bases 99 to 704 code for a protein of 201 amino acids. Gene Ontology annotation, biological process: protein import into mitochondrial matrix. The record is from RefSeq and is a predicted model, not a curated record. Gene Ontology annotation, molecular function: transmembrane protein transporter activity. NCBI's taxonomy places the organism in Eukaryota, Metazoa, Mollusca, Gastropoda, Lepetellida, Haliotidae.
GGUCGUCACGCAGACGCAUUUCUCAAACUUCCGGCGUGUUACAUGUGCCUGUGAAUGUCAUCAGGAGAACAAGGUCUUAAUACCCUCACCCUUUCAGAAUGGAUCCGCAAAAAGGACGAUCGAGUAUAUUUUCUCCCUACUCUUCUAAUGACCCGAGCAUGAAUGUACCAGUGACUGCUGGUGCUGCAGGAUCCAUCAUGUCACCGUAUCUCAACAUUGACCCCUCAUAUAUUGGCUCGGGAGGCGAUGGAGACUUCAUAUUCCCAGAAGGGGCCAACAGACAGCGAGGCCGACUGGAGCUGUCAUUUUCUCAGAUUGGCGGUUCUGUCUUCGCAGGUGCAGCCGUCGGUGGUAUGAAUGGGGUUCUGACAGGGUAUCGGGAAACCCGUGCCGCACAGUUGACAGGAGCAGUGAGGAGAACACAAAUGCUGAACUUCAUCACCAAACAAGGAGCUUCAUCUGCCCAAACUCUGGGGGUUGUAGCUCUGAUGUACAGUAUAUUUGGCGUGGUGUUGUCCACAAGUCGGGGUGUAGAUGAUGAACUCAACACAGUAGUAGCAGGCACUGCCACUGGCUUCCUGUACAAAAGCUCAGCGGGCUGGAAGAAGUGUGUACGUGGAGGAGCAAUAGGCCUGACCCUGUCUGUGGCUUACGUCUUGUUCACCAGCAGAGAUCGACUCAAGUCUGUCAUGGGCAGAGAUUAAUUUAUGACUUGUCAGUGUGACUGAUUAAGAGAGUGAGUGUGGGGUCAUGCAUUGCACAUACUAGGGCUGUAAUCAUGUAAUGAUAACGACAUGAUGCGUCCCAGGAUAGUAUGUUGGUGACAUUGGUACACACUGUUAAAGUAAAGAACUUGCCAGUUGGUGCUGAGCCUUGUAAAUGUGUAACACAAGCUGAAAGCCAGGAACAAGACAUAAAAGAGAGUGCCAACAAGGGAGGCCCCCCGAGGAUCAAACAGCCAGAAAUGAAAUAGUCAUUGCAUCUAGGCAGCUGGACCCUGUUCCACAUUGUUGCGCUAAGGUGAUCGUAACUCCCAUACUUAAACAUAGACUUACGACUGUCGUAGCGCUACAAUCGUUUUGUGGAACAGGCUCCUGGUUUGUAGCUGCUAAACUGGAUGUCAACACCAAGAGACUUAUCUGGAAGCAUUUCAGAGAAGUCAAAUAAUUGGAAAUGUUUUGACAAUACUCUACCCAAAGAGAAGGCAUUUAUGAUUCCUCUUCACACCAUGGAGCAUUUACUUGCAGUGUUCAGAAUUAAGCAUGAACGUGAAGGGGUCCUUGUCUUAGUGUUAAAAAUGUAGUUGGAUCCUAAGUUCCAGUACUAAAGCAGCAGACGUCAAGGAUCCCAGGACCCCUCUUCGUUGUGGAACACUGACUUGCAUAGGAGGAAAUGUUAAGUUUUGUCAAUUCAUGGCAUACCGGGGCCCAGAGUAUGCUGAUUGCAGCCCUAUGAUGAGUCUGUGUGUGUGAGUGUGUGAGAGACCGAGCUUGUGUGUGUGACUGUGUGAGAGACGGAGCUUGUGUGUGUGACUGUGUGAGAGACGGAGCUUGUGUGUGAGAGACAGAGCUUGUGUGUGUGACUGUGUGAGAGACGGAGCUUGUGUGUGUGAGUGUGUGAGAGACAGAGCUUGUGUGUGAGGCUGUGUAAGAGACAGAGUUUGUGUGUGCAUGUUUAUAUAGAAAUUGUGUAAGGAUCGUGAAUCCUAAGUGGUUGAUGCCAGUGAUGUUUGUGGAGGAAUGCAGAUGUGUGUAUGACAGGAUAUGAAGGUGUAAAAGUGUUUUAGUAUACCAGGAUCAUUGCCAGUAAUGCAUUCAUCAAGAUCAUACGUGUGGGAGACAUGGCUGAUGGUGUGUAGCAUGGGGAAGACACGCUGAGAACUCUACUGAGCAGCACCAAACUCUACUGAAGGAGAGUCUGAUUACAUUUCUAGUGUAAAUAAAAUAUAUAAGAAAAACAUCAGUCUGCAACUUCAGUCAUGUGGUAAUAUUUGUUUGGUCAAGUACGCACGUCAAGUAUAAUGAUAGUCCAUACCGGUAUGUGGAACAGUUAAAUCUACUGAAGAAUGAAGCCAGGAGACAAAUCCAGGCCAGUUAGACUCAAAGUGUUUGGCACAGACUUAAACAUUCUGAUCAUGCUUACCAUCAUGUGUCACUUUUGUGUUGUUCCAAUUGUAAAUCUUCGUAGCCAUGGUAACAUGACAACAUCCUUUUCUGGAUGUUGGGGUAAUUUCCAAAGUUUGAAUUUGAAGGAAACCAAAAACUUUUCAUUUCCAGGUAAAUUUGAAUAGUGAAUAUUCCAGUUGGAACUUCCUUGAUAUUUUGAAUAUACAUCCUUGGAAUUCACUAUGUUUCUUAUUUUGCCAUGUGUAUUGUAGUAUAUUUGGACAUAUACUUGCAGUUACUGUGAGUGAUGUUGGUUAGAGGAGACAGUUUGUUAAUGUCAUUGAGUGUUUGUUUGUUUGUUUGUUGUGUGUUUUAGAUAAUAUGAACAUACCAAGAUCAAUAAACCUAUAUAAGAAUCAACUGUUAGCUUUCUGCAAGUUUUUCCAUGCUUGGUGACUUUUAUUAUCAGUGUAAUGUGAUUAAUCGUGUUGAUGAGAACGUUCUCCAAGUAAUUCUCAGUGAAGCUGUUUCCAAAACCAGAGCCCACAUGCACAACACGAUCUCAACACAAGGAGUUUCUUAACUACCACAGCACUAAGAUCUAUUUGUAGAACAAGGCACUGGAGUCUCAUGACUAAUUAAUAAAGUAAACAUGUUAUUCUAAAAAUUCUAUGUGAGCUGUCAAUUACAUUUCAAACAUCCAAGUCUAUUCUUUUAGAAAAUUUAUGAAAGUACUGAUUACUGAAAUUUGUUUUGCAAAAUGAAAGACUGCCUACUUGUUUGGUUGUAUGUUCAAGUAAACAUAGUCUUCAUAAGCUGAUGUCCAUUAUAUGAUCUAAGGGUACUAAGUCAGUUUCUUAGACCAUGGUUUGAACAGGAACCCAUGGCUAAUAUGGACGUUUUACGAAGAUGACCCAUGUGUGUGAUGAAACUGUACAUAGUUAUAUAAAAUAAACGAUGUCAAAUAUGAA